CUCCAGGUACCAGUCACAGUAGUUAAUCAACCGUUCGAGGAUAAAACUCCACUCCUUCAUACUUUGGCUGCACAAGAACUCAUUAAGCACCUGGAAGAGGGUAGAAUACCACUUUUAAGGCCUGUGGCGCCUACCAUGAAUGAGGAAGUUCGAGAGAUGGCAAUUGUCCAAUUAGGACUCGAGUACCAGCUUGCGAGCCAGUACACAUCCUUUGUUACCAUAGAGCCCCGGCGUGAGAUGGAAAGGAGGAGGCUACACUGGACGGCGUCAGUAGAAGGCUCUCCGCGGCAGCAUUAUAAUGCAUUCCCACCUAGCAUCACGAAUGACGCUCCUGAAGAUUAUGUUUCCACCUCUUCCAAACCGGGCAAAGUAACUGAUAACGGGCAAUGCGUCAUCUGGAGCGAAGGCUUGAACGGUGACAACAUCACCCAUGCGAUAUCUCCACAAGCCAUUGCGAGUCAUCAAAAUGGGCCCGUAACGCCCUCCAGCUACGAGUUCAUGCUACGUCUGGGAUGA
Messenger RNA from Suillus fuscotomentosus, 516 nucleotides. RefSeq lists its product as uncharacterized. The annotation marks the transcript as partial. NCBI's taxonomy places the organism in Eukaryota, Fungi, Basidiomycota, Agaricomycetes, Boletales, Suillaceae. The transcript is spliced from 2 exons. The record is from RefSeq and is a predicted model, not a curated record.